AUGACCUCCCGCGAAGAAACCGUCCUACCUCCCAUUGAUACCUCCAUCGGCGACGAGAAUGAGUGGCCCGAGUUCGAGCUCACCGAUGCGAAGGUCUUGCGACCAGGGAAGAUGCUUUACGCGAACCUGCUGGAGGCAUCUGAGCAGACCCCAGUUCAAGUCAUUGGCUGUCUAGAGCUCAAGAAGGGUCAAGAACAACUACUACUCGAUCCCAAGAAUCUCAACCCUCGCGUCAUACUUGAUAAUGUCACACAUUAUGCCUACGGUCAGAUGGAAGAUCGAAGUGUUGAGCUGUGGGCUGCUGGUAAGUCGGGUUGGUACAAGGUCUCACCAGCCAAGCGAUACCUACCGCAUUUCAAUCGCAUCGUCCAGGCAGUCGACGCCUUUUAUUUCUUGAUGGAUAAACACCAGCAUGGCAGGAAACAACUCAAUCCAACCUUCAAGAGUCUCUGCGAGCAGUAUGUCUUUCACACACAUGGUGCUUGUGAAACAGCGGUGGAAUCAGCAGACGUGUUUAUGGGACAUUCUUCUUUUCUACUCCGCUGUAUGAUCGAAGAAGAUGACGAUGGCGAUGUGGAAUGGACCAAGACCAACAUCUUCCUGCAUCUCCGCAGGCAGUUUAAGCAGGAUGAAUACGAAUCCCUUGUAGAUCUUCAUUCUCCUAGGAAGACAGAUAUGAACAAUCUCUCGGAAGAACCUCAAGCGUCAACUCCGCGCCACGAACCCACUGCGAUUGCGAAAUCACAAGCAAAUGUCGUGUAUCAGCUGAUUAUGGAACUCAAGGAUGAGGGUCACCUGGCGAAGCGUCGACUUCACAUUGAUCUUCUGACAGAACGCCUGUCAGAGAAAUACUCUUUCAGCGAAGAGAAUGCUCGCAAGAUCGUCGCGGCGAGAGCAAAUGCUGUGCUAGAGAUGUUAGACGAAAACGACACGCCUAGCUUUAAAUGGUCACGAUACGUAAUCCAUCGAGAGCUUGUGAAUGCUGCCUCACAAAACGUCACUUUACCGCCAGGCCUUCUCACGCCCUUACAAUUGGCCGAUGACUCCAGCGACGACGAACAUCUAAUAAGGACCCAAAAGUCCGUUCUCCGUCCGAAGGGGAAUUCUUCCGUCUCUGGGAAAAUCAUGGGCAAACGUAAUCGCAAUGCCAAUGCAUAUCAACAGAACACCCAGUCUGGCAUCGAAGCUGAUGCUGAUGCCGGCAGCGAAGACGAAGAAGAGGAUGAAGUUAUGGAAGACGUCGAGACCCCGAGUAAGGUUCGGGGCCACGAGCUGAUCCGAACACCUCUGGCAUCUGCCAAAGCUCAAGAUCGCUCAUUCCUCGGCAAUCCUCAAUCCGCAGCCGCAUCCCUUCUCAAGAGUGUUCUUUCCGCAGAUGUACCAAAGACAUCAUCUGCGCUUGCAUCCAAAGCAACAAAUGGAAGGUUGAGCUUUGGCAUUGGCCGACCCCCGAGCGGUGAAACGAAUGGCCUGGUCGAGCCUGAAACAUGGACAUGCCGUAUCACUGGAUGUUCUAAGACUAUUACCAGCAAAGGGGAAGAGCGCAAGCAAGAGAUCUCCGAUCAUGGUGGGGAGCAUGAUUGGGAUUUCCAGAUGCAAGUUGAAUUGGUCGAAGCAGAGCGCCGCCUGCAACCAAAUCACCCUGUCAGCAAUAUGAUGCAGUAUCUGCUCAACCAACACAACCAACAGAUGCGUGCGGCGUUCCCAGAAAUCUACCCACAAGAGGUAGUAGUGAAUGAAACGGCCGACCAAUCUGACACCACCUCCAUCGAUGAGGAGCAUAUCCCCGAGCCAGAGCCAAACCACGACCUGUCUGCUGAAUUAGACCUGAGUGUAAAUGGACAUACAACCUGA
Messenger RNA from Penicillium waksmanii, 1854 nucleotides. RefSeq lists its product as uncharacterized. The record is from RefSeq and is a predicted model, not a curated record. NCBI's taxonomy places the organism in Eukaryota, Fungi, Ascomycota, Eurotiomycetes, Eurotiales, Aspergillaceae. The transcript has 4 exons. The coding region runs from base 1 to 1854 and encodes 617 amino acids.